Bipolaris oryzae ATCC 44560 is the source of this 1743-nucleotide messenger RNA. RefSeq lists its product as uncharacterized. The transcript has 2 exons. Bases 1 to 1743 code for a protein of 580 amino acids. Gene Ontology annotation, biological process: transmembrane transport; monoatomic cation transport. Gene Ontology annotation, cellular component: membrane. The record is from RefSeq and is a predicted model, not a curated record. Lineage: Eukaryota; Fungi; Ascomycota; Dothideomycetes; Pleosporales; Pleosporaceae. Gene Ontology annotation, molecular function: monoatomic cation transmembrane transporter activity.
AUGACUGACUAUCCCUCAACACCACCACCCCCGUCGCCUUCCACGGCGACGAUCCCUCGCUCAUCAAGUGUGCCCCGUCUUGCCAACUCGAAGCUCUUCUCUCCCCAGAACGAGACCUCUGCCAUUACUACGCGCGGUCACCACCUGCCCUCGCUACUAAACAGCACGCGCCGGCCGUCAACCAUACGCAGCACCGAGCGUCGCGGCAGCGAAACUGAGGACGAGGAUAUCGAAGCAUACAGACACGGACUUAUGAUGGCUUAUGACCGCGAUUCUGACCGGAGGAGUAGCAUCGGUGCACACAUUCUCAAUACACCACAAAUGCGAAGUCAACGGCUGAUUGGAAACUCCAAUCCCAGGUACAAGUGGGAGAAAUACUACAAGCAUGAAGAAGACCUCAAGGGCAUGAAGAAGCCGAUCCGUGAAUACUACGAGCGCAACAACCAGCUCAUCCAGAACUACAUGUACAUCGACCGUCUUCUCGACUCUUCACUGCCGCACAACCUCAUCCAGGAGUACACAAACCUGGAAUCGGGCGCGGUCAAGAUUCCCACCACAAUCACAGAGGAAUCCUCGUCUAUAGGAACGCCAGCCCUCGACGGCCGCAGCUCCGGUACAACCACUCCUGGGCUCUCCAGUGGGGGUAGAACUGGUUCAUCAGGCAGUCUCAAUGGCAAUGGCAACGGCGCGCAGAAGCCCAUGGUCAAGCGCACACCAAAGAACCUCUACAAAGUCCCCGAGAUUGACGAGAACACGCCGCUACUGGCAAACGAAAAUGCUAUUCACGACGAGGACGACCUUGAAGCAGCUAAGUCAAAGCUCAUGGACUGGGUCCCGGAAGAAGACGAAGACACCGAAAGUCCCAUUGUCAAACUGGCUCUCUACGUCAAUCUCAGCGCAAACACGGCCUUGCUGAUCUUGAAGAUUGUCGUCACAAUCAUGACAUCUUCGCUUUCCGUCGUCGCCAGCUUGGUCGACGCCGCGCUCGACUUUCUCUCUACCGCCAUCGUGUGGUUUACUUCCUGGAUGAUUGCACGUCAGGAUCGCUACGCAUACCCCGUUGGCCGCAGGCGACUCGAGCCCAUUGGUGUUUUGAUCUUCUCCGUCAUCAUGAUGACCUCCUUCUUCCAGGUCGGUAUCGAAGGUAUCUCGCGACUUACCGGUCCCGACCGCACGAUCGUCGAACUGGGUGUUCCAGCCGUUGCCAUCAUGGCCUCCACCGUCAUAAUCAAGGGUCUCUGCUGGGUCUGGUGCCGCCUCAUCCGCAACUCCAGUGUACAAGCCUUGGCCCAAGACGCCAUGACCGAUGUUGUCUUCAACACCUUUUCCAUCUUCUUCCCGCUCGUCGGCUACUUUGCUAAGAUCUGGUGGCUCGAUGCUCUCGGCGGUAUCUUGCUCUCUGCCUACGUCAUUAUCAACUGGGGUGCCACAUCUGCAGAGCACGUCCGUAACUUGACUGGUGCGAGUGCGACCGCUGACGAGAGGAACAUCCUACUCUACAUGACUAUGCGCUUCGCUAAGAGCAUUAAGCGGAUUCAGGGUCUCCAGGCAUACCAUGCCGGUGACAAGCUGAACGUCGAGGUCGACAUUGUCGUUGAUGAGAACCUCAGCCUGAGGGAUAGCCACGAUCUGGGUGAGAGUCUGCAGUACGUUCUUGAGAGUGUACCCUAUGUCGACCGUGCAUUCGUCCACAUCGACUACACAGACUACAACUUCCCAACACACAUGUCGCAGCAGGAGUGA